AUGUCGAAAGAUUUUAUAAAUGAACUUGAUUUUAAAAUACAACAAAUGAAAGAAUAUAGUCUUAUUAAUCAUGGUUAUCGUAAUGAAAAUAUACAAUAUCCUGUAAAUGUUCGUCGUAGUCAUGAUGGAGAAAAAAUUUUAUCACAAAAUUCAUCAUCAUUAUUAUCUAAAACAAAUCGUAAUCAUAAAAAACAUAUUGUUUCUAAUUCAACUAUAUUAACUUCAUCAUCAUAUGAAAAUCAAACAAAAAUUAAACAAAAUGAUAUAAAUAAUCGUCAUUUAUUAUAUAAUGAACAUCAUACAACAUUAAAUGUUCCACCAAAUAAAACUAUUAAUGAUAUAGAUCCAUCAUUAAAUUGUGAUAAAUUAUAUAAAAAUCGAAAAUCAUCAUUAACAUCAACAGAUUCAUCAUUAACAUAUUGUUCAUCUCGACCACAUUCAAUAGCAACAAUAUCAUUACCAAUAACAGAUGAACAACAUAUUAAUUCAUUAUCAAAUUCAUCUCAAACAUUAAUUAAUUCAUCAGUAUCAACAAAAACAUUAACACAAAGAUUUUUUUCUAAAUUCUUCCAUCAUCCAUCAAAAUCUUGA
This is a messenger RNA of Rotaria sp. Silwood1, 591 nucleotides long. The record is from the annotation of a GenBank genome assembly. NCBI's taxonomy places the organism in Eukaryota, Metazoa, Rotifera, Eurotatoria, Philodinida, Philodinidae.